GUCCUCCACACCGAACCAUCGUUAAACACCAUUCACUUGUUCCGCAAGGCAAUUACUAUGAAAUACCACUUAAAGCUUUGUUUACCCUAACUUAGGCCCAACAUCUUGUUUCGCCCUAAAGCUUGAGUCGUCACUGCUUCCAUCUCAGCCCUCGGGAAUACAGAAUUUUCGUCUCCUUUUUCUACUGUGACACCCCGGCACUUGUCAGCCUCCCUUCCCCUCCCCACUCUUCACCAGAGCUCCCUCUCUCUCCCGCAACAAUAACAACAGCAACAACAGCAACCAUGGCAUUCUCCCGCUCAGCAAGGAUAAUCACCCUGCUGGUGAUUGACUCUCUCUUUUUCCUUUUGGAGAUCAUCGUUGGAUACUCUGUCCAUUCCCUUGCGCUUGUUGCCGAUUCUUUUCAUAUGCUGAACGACGUUUUUUCGCUGCUGGUGGCGUUAUGGGCGAUUAAGCUCGCCAGACAAAAAUCCACAUCAAGCUAUACAUACGGAUGGCAACGAGCUGAAGUUCUUGGGGCGUUGAUCAAUGGUGUAUUCUUACUUGCGCUUUGUCUUUCGAUUUUCUUGGAAGCGAUUCAGCGCUUUUUUGAGCCGCAGGAGAUAUCUACUCCCUGGUUGGUACUCGGCGUUGGGAGUGCUGGCCUUGCUUCGAACAUCCUUGGUUUAUUCUUAUUUCACGAUCACGGUCAUUCCCAUGGCGGCAAUUCGCACGAACACGACCUUGAGAGUAGUCUGGUUGGUGAGGAAAGCGCGGCAGCGGGUCAUGAGCACCACAAACACACACGCGGUCUAAGGGGCCAUAUUCACGACCCAGCGGAAGAUGAUCGCGGUGAUAUCGACGAUAUCCUCCCGGACAUUGUUGGCCGCAAACGAGCAUACUCGCGAUCCUGCCACCAAAACCACAAUCAUGCCAAGCCCAAAGAAAACAAAUCCUCCCAUUCACAUCAAAAUCUCAACAUGCGCGGAGUAUUCCUCCACGUCCUUGGUGAUGCACUCGGAAACGUCGGCGUAAUGUCAGUAGCCGGUGCUCUCCUCCUCCUCCCAGAGACAAUCUGGUGGCGCCACCUCCUAGAUCCCUCCAUCUCCCUGCUCAUCACAAUGAUAAUCUUCUCCUCCGCUCUCCCACUCUGCAAGUCGGCCUCCAAAAUUUUACUUCAAGGUGUGCCUAAGGGAAUCUCGCUGGAGGAAGUGAAAGAAGAUAUCGCCUCGAUCCAAGGCGUCGAAUCCGUCCACGAAUUGCACAUCUGGCAACUCAGCGACGUGAAAAUGAUCGCAAGUUUGCACAUCCAGAUCGCCUUCGAUCCAGAAUGCGAAGGCGGUGGGCGAUACAUGCAACUUGCAAACGCAGUCCGGACAUGCCUGCAUGCAUAUGGGAUCCACUCGAGCACUAUUCAGCCGGAAUACACCAAAGAAGAGGAAGCGGCCGCGAGUAGAACAGGCAGUACAAGAGGCGGCACAGAAGAAGAGGCGGCGUGUCUUUUGGAAUGUGGGGACGGGUGCGUUGACGGAAAGUGCUGCGCCCCUGGCAGCGGUGCUCCAGGGGAUGAAGUCAUUGGAUAAACUUCAAUUUUGAAAAAUAAAAUCCCCCUAAGUGACAGAGAGUGGGUACUGUAUAACUAUAACAUCCUGGGUGGCGAACAACGGUGCCUAAAAAAUUUCACUUUUUUCUUUCUUUUUUUCCGGAAAAACUCCGAUUUGACGGGAUGGCUUCUUGUGCAUAUGAUUCCUAGCUUGUAUCCUUUUCAAUUUCAUCCCCAUGUUUAUCGUCUGCCGUUUCGUUUGUAGAUGGGUUUUGCGAUAGUUUGGUAUUGGUAGAUUUGAAUGGCGGU
Molecule: messenger RNA, 1831 nt
Organism: Tuber melanosporum (Perigord truffle)
Lineage: Eukaryota; Fungi; Ascomycota; Pezizomycetes; Pezizales; Tuberaceae
Exons: 4
Coding region: 285-1562 (425 amino acids)
Biological process (GO): intracellular zinc ion homeostasis; zinc ion transmembrane transport
Cellular component (GO): membrane
Molecular function (GO): zinc ion transmembrane transporter activity
Source: RefSeq, a predicted model, not a curated record